Messenger RNA from Gryllus bimaculatus (two-spotted cricket), 447 nucleotides. Lineage: Eukaryota; Metazoa; Arthropoda; Insecta; Orthoptera; Gryllidae. The record is from the annotation of a GenBank genome assembly.
CGGCAUCAAGGGGAUUUGCGCGCAAAGAGAAGGAUCCUCGCGUCGCUCUGCCUGCGCGGGAGCUCGUUCCUGCCGUCCCUUUUUCUGUGUUUGCGCUCAUGAAAUGGCUCGUCGGACGGUGGUGAAUUCUUGGAUAUAAUGAUGAAAAGUUUUUGUGACUGUUAUAGCAUGGUGUUUGUACUGGUAGCCGGGCGACGCAGCCCGGAGCAUCGCGCGUCAAAAAUACUCGCACGUGAUCGCUUUGCCUCGUACAGCGCCGAAAUAGCGACUUGCCUCACCCGACAACCUCGAGGCGCCGCGCUGGACGCGGCGCGAGGCCGUUCGUCUCGCUACCGCAGCGCACUGUGCCGCGCCGCGCUGCGACCUGCCGUGCGGCCAAAGUGCGCCGAGCGCGAUGCUCCCUGGCACCGGUGCGCUGUUGCCGCCUCCAUCGAGGUUGGCAUCUGA